CGCUCGCGGGUUUCGUGUUCCGGUGCUGAAUUCGACAUCGCACGUCAAGGAAGAAGAGACCCGGGAGGAUAAGAAGCCGACGAGGAGGACGGGAGCUCGGAACGGUGCGAGAGAAUUCUUUGGAAGGAGGAUGGGGUCCCGAGACGUGGUUUCUUUCGUGGGCUUGUCCGAGUUGAGCCUGGAAAUGGCUGCCUCGCUGCUUCGAGCUGGGUAUAAAGUCCAGGCGCUUCAGCAAACUGGCCCUCUGAUGGAUGCUUUUGUGAAGCUUGGUGGAAGCCAGUGCAACUCUCCUAUAGGAGGAGGGAAAGCUUUGAUCGUGUUAAUAUCUCAUGAUGAUGAUAUAAAUAACCUGUUCUUCAGUUCAACAGGCGCUUGUAAAGAAUUGGAGAGAGACACUGUUGUCAUCCUUCACUCAAACAUUUUGCCAUCGCAUUUGCAGAAAAUAGAGAAGUGUCUAACAGAAAAUGCUGAGGUCUUUGUAGUAGAUGCAUAUGUGUCUAGGGGAACAUUUGAGCAUUUAAGCGGAAAGCUCGUGAUCUCUUCAUCAGGAAAAUCAGAUGCCAUUGCUAUGGCGAGGCCUAUUCUCUCUGCAAUGUCUGACAAACUGUACAUAUUUGACGGAGAAAUUGGAGCAGGAAGUAAAUAUAAGUUGGUUAACGAUCUGCUUGAGGGAAUUCAUCUGGUUGCCGCAGUAGAGGCAAUUUGUUUGGGCAUCAAGGCUGGUAUUCAUCCUUGGAUUAUCUAUGACAUUAUUUCCAAUGCUGCUGGAAACUCAUGGAUUUUCAAAAACCAUGUCCCUGGACUAUUAAAGGGUAAUGGAACUGAAGAAUACCUCCUGGAUUUUAUUCAGAAGUUGGUAAGACACAGGAUUAUGUCGUCCAAUAAUUUGUUUUUUGAUGACUUGAGAGUUUAUGUGGGUUUUGUACAUAAUGUGGCUAAGUUGCAGACUUUUCCUGUCCCUCUGCUGUCCGUAGCUCAUCAGCAACUAAUACUUGCUUCUGCACAUGGUCGCCGAGACGAUGGAGACGUGAACCUUGUUAAGAUUUGGGAAGCAGUAUAUGGAGUAAACAUUAUCAGCGCAGCCAAUGAAGAAAAGUACUUCCCUGAACAACUUGCAGAAGAAAUUGCUGCAAAUUCACACACUGUCAGUCGAAUUGGUUUUAUUGGUCUUGGUGCAAUGGGAUUUGGCAUGGCAACUCACUUAGUGAAGUCAAAUUACUGCGUUUCUGGAUUUGAUGUCUAUAAACCAACUCUUGAUCGGUUUGCAAAUGCAGGUGGCUUGGUCGGAAACUCUCCUGCAGAGGCAUCUAAAGAUGUUGAUGUACUUGUGAUCAUGGUCACAAAUGAAGCUCAAGCAGAAAGUGUCCUAUACGGAGAUCUUGGUGCAAUCCCAGCACUUCCAUCUGGUGCAUCCAUAAUUCUUUCAUCCACUGUUUCUCCUGGAUUCGUGACUCAGCUGGAGCGACGGUUGCAAAGUGAAGGAAAAGAUCUGAAAUUGGUGGACGCCCCUGUUUCCGGCGGCGUUAAAAGAGCUGCUGAGGGAACACUCACGAUAAUGGCUUCUGGUAGUGAUGCUGCUCUUAAAAGCACCGGUUCAGUUCUCUCAGCAUUAAGCGAAAAGCUUUAUAUUAUCAAAGGAGGUUGUGGGGCUGGAAGUGUCGUGAAGAUGAUUAACCAAUUACUUGCGGGAGUUCAUAUUGCAUCAUCAGCUGAGGCAAUGGCUUUUGGAGCUUGCUUAAGUCUAAACACAAGAACAUUGUUUGAUGCGAUAACAAACAGCACAGGAAGCUCAUGGAUGUUUGAAAAUCGUGUUCCCCACAUGCUGGAUAAUGAUUAUACACCAUACUCAGCUGAUAUAUUUGUGAAGGAUCUGGGCAUUGUUUCACGUGAAUGUUCAUCACGUAAAGUUCCUCUUCACAUUGCAACAGUGGCACAUCAACUCUUCUUGGCAGGUUCUGCUGCUGGAUGGGGUCGGCAAGAUGAUGCUGGUGUAGUAAAGGUGUAUGAGACACUGACUGGUGUCAAAGUCGAAGGGAAACUUCCUAUGCUUAAGAAAGAAGUCAUUUUGCAAUCUCUUCCACCUGAGUGGUCAGUUGAUCCAGUUGAUGACAUACAGAGACUAAAUCAGAACAGUUCAAAGACCUUAGUUGUUCUGGAUGAUGAUCCCACUGGAACACAGACUGUUCAUGAUAUUGAGGUAUUGACAGAAUGGACGGUUGAGUCACUUGUUGAGCAGUUCAAGAAAAAACCUACAUGCUUUUUCAUAUUGACUAACUCCAGGUCACUGAGUUCUGACAAGGCCAGUGCACUCAUCAAAGAUAUAUGCCAAAACCUGCAGUCGGCGGCAAAGUUGUUGGAGAAUGUGGACUACACGGUAGUUCUAAGGGGUGACUCAACUUUAAGAGGUCAUUUUCCAGAGGAGGCUGAUGCUGCUGUUUCUGUUCUUGGUGAGAUGGACGCAUGGAUCAUCUGCCCCUUUUUUCUUCAGGGAGGACGUUAUACCAUCAAUGAUGUUCAUUAUGUUGCAGAUGCUGAUAUGCUUGUUCCUGCGGGGGACACGGAAUUUGCAAAAGAUGCUGCUUUUGGAUAUAAAUCAUCAAACUUGCGUGAGUGGGUUGAAGAGAAAACUGGAGGCCGCAUUCCUGCAGGUGGUGUAUCAUCUAUUUCAAUCGAACUGCUGAGGAAAGGUGGUCCUGAUGCCGUUUGCCAGUUCCUUUGCAGUUUGAAAAAGGGUUCAACAUGUGUAAUAAAUGCAGCUAGUGAAAGAGACAUGUAUGUAUUUGCGGCAGGAAUGAUAAAGGCAGAACUGCAAGGAAAGCAUUUCUUGUGCCGCACUGCAGCUAGUUUUGUUUCUGCCCGGAUUGGAAUUAUCCCACAAGCCCCAGUUUUACCCAAAGAUUUAGGAAUAACCAAAGAGAAGACUGGGGGACUAAUAGUUGUGGGAUCAUAUGUUCCAAAAACAACAAAACAGCUUCAAGAGCUUAAAUUACAGUGCGCGCAGAUCAUAAAAAGUAUAGAGAUUUCUGUUGAUAAAGUUGCCAUGAAAUCAAGAGAAGAGAGGGAGGAGGAAAUUGAGAAAGCAGCGGAGAUGGCAGAUGCAUUUCUUCGAGCUCGUACAGACACUCUGAUUAUGACAAGUCGGGAGCUAAUUACGGGGAAAAAUCCUUCUGAGAGUCUGGAGAUCAACUUUAGGGUGAGCUCAGCACUGGUGGAAGUAGUCAGGAGGAUUAAAACCAAACCUCGUUACAUCCUUGCAAAGGGUGGAAUCACCUCAUCAGAUCUCGCUACAAAGGCCCUUGAGGCAAAGUGUGCGAAAAUAGUUGGACAAGCUCUAGCUGGUGUUCCUCUAUGGCAAUUAGGUCCUGAAAGCAGACAUCCAGGAGUUCCUUACAUUGUAUUCCCAGGUAAUGUUGGCAGCAGUACAGCACUGGCUGAAGUUGUAAAAUCGUGGGCUCCUCCAGGCAGACUUUCUUCCACAAAAGAACUUCUCAGGAAUGCAGAAAAAGGUUGUUAUGCCGUUGGUGCAUUCAAUGUUUAUAACUUGGAAGGAGUCCAAGCAGUUGUUGCUGCAGCAGAGGAAGAACAGAGUCCUGCUAUACUACAGAUCCAUCCAGCUGCCUUUAAGCAAGGAGGAAUUCCCUUAGUUGCCUGUUGCAUCUCUGCUGCGGAACAGGCUAAUGUUCCAGUCACAGUUCAUUUUGAUCAUGGAACUUCCAAGGAAGAUCUCGUGCAAGCCAUUAAUUUGGGAUCUCAUUCAGUAAUGGCAGAUGGUUCACAUCUCUCCUUUGAUGAUAAUAUCUCCUACACAAAGUUCAUAUCGUCUUUGGCCCACUCAAAAGGCCUGCUUAUUGAGGCUGAAUUAGGGAGAUUGUCAGGGACAGAGGAUGACCUGACUGUUGAAGAUUUUGAAGCAAGGCUAACUGAUGUUAAUCAGGCAGAAGAAUUUAUUGAUCGCACUGGUAUAGAUGCUUUGGCAGUGUGUAUUGGAAAUGUUCACGGAAAAUAUCCUCCCAGUGGUCCAAAGUUGAGGCUUGAUUUGCUUAAGGACCUGCAAUCUUUGACAUCCAAGAAGGGAGUCUCCUUGGUGCUUCACGGAGCUUCAGGCUUGUCUGAGGAACUCAUCAAGGAAUGCAUCCGAUUGGGCAUCAGAAAGUUCAAUGUCAACACGGAGCUGCGGAAGGCGUACAUGGAAUGCUUGAGCGAACCCAAAAAGAUCUUGUCAAUGUCAUGUGUCUGCAAGGAAGCUAUGAAGGCUGUCGUUGCAGAAAAGAUGCGCCUCUUUGGUUCAGCUGGAAAAGCAUGAUGACAAAAGCUGUUAUGUAAUUCUUCACCAGUUUCUCAAGGGAUUUGAAUAAAGGGUACUCACCUGGAGAUGUAAAGUACAUUAAUUUCGAGAAUAAUGAGACAUCUCCAUUGUUUUCAACUAUAUACUUGGUUGUCCCUGUGGCAUUUGUGAAAAGAUAUAUGGUCUCAUGUGUGAUGAGAUGGAUCAACCAAAAAUAUCAUCUGUCAAAAUUGCUCACAGAUAUCCUAAGAUUAAA
Molecule: messenger RNA, 4541 nt
Organism: Eucalyptus grandis
Lineage: Eukaryota; Viridiplantae; Streptophyta; Magnoliopsida; Myrtales; Myrtaceae
Biological process (GO): carbohydrate metabolic process
Molecular function (GO): NAD binding; NADP binding; oxidoreductase activity
Source: RefSeq, a predicted model, not a curated record